Rhagoletis zephyria (snowberry fruit fly) is the source of this 1122-nucleotide messenger RNA. RefSeq lists its product as uncharacterized. Lineage: Eukaryota; Metazoa; Arthropoda; Insecta; Diptera; Tephritidae. The record is from RefSeq and is a predicted model, not a curated record.
AAUUGAAAUUUUCAUUCUCAUUAUAUAACUAUUUUUAUUUAGUUUUUGUAGCUCCCAACGACCUCAAGAAGUCUUAAUUCUAGUGAUAAUGAACCUCCUGAGACAACAGCUCUUGAAGAUGACGAAAAUAAUACAGAAAAUAUUGCAAAUUCUGAAGAUUUGAACGAGAUGCCGUCAACUUCAACAUCAUCUACAUCUGCUGGCCAAGUUGUCUGUUGUAUAUUUUGCAACCAGAUUCAGAAAAAAUCAGGAAAGCGAGUCCUCAAUCUAAUAAUUUCCUCGAGUAAUGAGCUGUGUGAAAGAAUGAAAAAUGUAGCAGAAAGCUUGGGUGAUCGUGAGUUUCUUUUAAAGCUGAAGAAUCUUCCGAUAGCUUAUCAUAAACCCUGUUAUGCUUCUUUUCUAACGAAAGAAAAACGAAAUGAUGAUCAUCAUUCAGAUUCCAGUUGGCAUACUUAUCGAAACCUGCAUAAACAAGCUUUUGAAUGUAUUGCCGAUUUUAUUUCAAAUGAAAUAAUUGAAAAUAAUCGAGUAAUGUACUUCUCUCAAUUAGUUUUAAGAUAUCAAGCUCUAUUAUUAGAAUUUGGAAAAAAUACAAUCGAUCUCGUUGAUAUUGAGGAUUACCGAUCUGAAAUGCUGGGAAAAAAAAUCUUUAACAAAUUUGGUGAUACUUUAAUAAUGGAAGCAUCGAAAGGUCCACGUUAUAAAAAAAUUAUAUAUAAGGCAGACAUCGACGUUUCAGUUAUGGCUAAUAAUGCAGCAUUUCUGGUGAAGAAAAACGAAGAGAAAUUCGAUGAUGUUUCAUUUCACUUAAGAAACUGUAUAAAAAAAAUUGAAUUGAAACGAUUGCCUAAACGCCUCACAGCAGAAGACGUCAUCCGCGGGGAAUGUGAAAUCCCACCAUUAUUAUUUGAUUUUAUGUGUAAUCUUAUUAAAGGUCCUCACUUUUCUGAGAAAAACUCAACCCAGGCUACAACACAAGUUAUAUCAAUUUGCAGUGAUAUAAUUUACGCAGUCACUAAGGGCGCAUGUAAACCAGCAAAAAAUUUAACACUUGGUUUAGCAUUAAAGGCAAUAAAAAAUUCUCGUCAAGUUAUUACGAUGCUUAAUAAACAUAACGGGUGA